GUUGAAGCUGAUUUUCCAACUUCAAUUCCACGAGAAGGCCCAUGUUGUUGCUUUGUUGGUGAAAUGUCUGGAUUCGAAGUCGCCGGCGUUGUGCUUGGGUCAUUGCCUCUCCUCAUCAGUGCCAUGGAGCACUAUAGAGACGGCCUGGACCCUGUCAAAGCCUUCCUCAGGUACCAGGAUGAACUCAACAGAGCGCUUCGUGAUCUUCGCGCUCUGCACACCUCCUUGGCAAUGACGCUUGAGUACAUACUGAAGCAGGUAGCUGGCCAAGACGAGGUGAUCGACAUGAUGUCCGACCAUCGCCAACAAAUGUGGAAGUCCAACGAGCUUGAAACUAGCCUGAGGUCUCUUCUCAAAGACGCCUAUGACGACUAUGUUGAUAUCUUGGGGGAUGUAGAGUCUGAUCUCAAAGUUCUGGCAAGCAAACUCCAAGGCCUUGACCGUUGGUCGGGGACCUCUGAUGAACUUAAAGCUAUAAUUGUCGCCAACCCUCCAUCAUCCUCCAACACGAUGACGCGUCCAAGUUACGAGUUCAAAGCUCGUCUCAAGUUUGCCAUGCGGAAAAAGAAAAUCGUCGAGCUUAUCGAAAGGAUCAAAAAGCGUACCACUGAGCUUGAGGCCCUGAUUUCCAAAGUCGAGCGACGUGGGGAGUGGACCACCUGGAAAUCGAGCCUGAGCUCGUCUCUGGAGGAGAUCUCAGAGCGAGCAACGACCCUUCACCAAGUUCUCUCUCGUGCCUGGUCAUGCUCGUCAAAGGGACCGCAUCACGUUCGCCUGUUCCUCGAACAUCGCAUAGUGCGAAAGCAGCUAAGGGCCAAACUGGGAAAUAAGAAUUCAACAGACUUCGGAAUAUCACUACGAACUCCGUCUGCACCGAGCAGCUGGCACGGGGCAGAGGUCAAAGUUGAAGAAAAGGAGAUUUAUGGAAGCAAGAUGAGAUUCGAGGAAGACAAGCACGCCGACACCAACGAGAUUGCCAAGCUAGAGGAAAUGUCCAACCUCUGUUCUAUCUUUUGCCGUGAGGCUCACACGAUGGACUGCUAUGGGUUAGCUGUAGAUUCUAAAGGCAAGUUACGGGGGGUUUACAAAGCCGUCAACCCACGUUCUCACGUUUCCAAUCGGCUUUUUAACUUAGAUGACCUGCUUUUCCCCUCCCCAAAAGCUAUAAUGCACUCAACGCUCAAAGGCAGGAGCAGAUAUCUCCUUGCAAUCACACUUGCCUCGUCCUUUCUGCAGCUCCAUGGGACGCCGUGGUUAUCAUUGCACUGGGACCGAGAUGAGAUUUUCUUCUUGGAACAUGGAAACGAGAAGGAUCUCCGCGUUGAUGUGGAACAUCCAUUUGUAGUGCAGUCUUAUCUUCGUCACCAUGGAGGCCCGAACUGUGAGACUCCAUCCUGCGAUGCAUCGAUGGAUGACAGUUCCAACCUUCUUACUCUCGCCAAGUUACUUCUGGAGAUCAAGCUGAGCUACAAGCCCGAAUUUGUACAGAAAGGUGAUACAGGAGAUGGUCGGCGGAUGAGCGGGGCCGUGGAGGCAAUCGGUGCAUUGACACUUUCUCGCUGGAUGAAACAAGAGAAGGAUGAGCUCUCGUACGCAUGGACGGAUGCAGUGCAGCAUUGUAUAGACUGCUCAGUGAACGCUGACACCGAUCUCCAGGAUCUGAAUCAGCGGAAAAACAUCCUGAACCAGGUCGUCAUGCCGUUACUGGAGGAGAUGUAUUCAUGCUACCAUCAAAGGGGACCUUUGAGAGACUUGUAAUCGGCUAGAAAGUAUAUAGAAUGUGACAAAGUGGCUAGCCUGACGGGUGGAAAAGAAUUGGGACGCACCAGAACCCCCUUACGGCGGUCAUAUCUGCAGUGUCGAGUAGCAAAAGCUAUCUAGAUAAAUACAUAG
Molecule: messenger RNA, 1893 nt
Organism: Ilyonectria robusta
Lineage: Eukaryota; Fungi; Ascomycota; Sordariomycetes; Hypocreales; Nectriaceae
Exons: 3
Coding region: 64-1758 (564 amino acids)
Source: RefSeq, a predicted model, not a curated record